This is a messenger RNA of Suricata suricatta (meerkat), 3586 nucleotides long. It is a transcript of the gene GP5, whose product is annotated as glycoprotein V platelet. The record is from RefSeq and is a predicted model, not a curated record. Lineage: Eukaryota; Metazoa; Chordata; Mammalia; Carnivora; Herpestidae. Gene Ontology annotation, molecular function: protein binding. The transcript has 2 exons. Bases 31 to 1335 code for a protein of 434 amino acids. Gene Ontology annotation, cellular component: extracellular matrix.
UACAGACCUCCCGCGGCCGCCCUUGCAGACAUGCUGAGGAGCGCCCUGCUGUGCGCGGCGCUGGGGCUCCUGCGCGCCCAGCCUUUCCCGUGUCCCCCCGCCUGCAAGUGUGUGUUCCGGGACGCCGCGCAGUGCUCUGGGGGCGACGUGGCGCGCAUCGCCGAGCUCGGCCUGCCGGUCAACCUCACGCACAUCCUGCUCUUCCGAAUGGGCCGCGGCACCUUACAGAGUCACAGCUUCAGUGGCAUGACGGUUCUGCAGCGCCUGAUGCUGUCGGACAGCCACAUUUCCGCCAUUGCCCCCGGCACCUUCGACGACCUGAUAAAACUGAAAACCCUGAGGCUAUCGCGCAACAAGAUCACUCAUCUUCCAGGCGCGCUGUUGGAUAAGCUGGCACUCCUGGAACAGCUGUUUCUGGACCGCAACGAACUAAAGGACAUUGACCAAAACAUGUUUCAGAAACUGGUUAACUUGCAGGAGCUCUUUCUGAACCAAAAUCAACUCGCUCUCCUUCCUGCUCGCCUCUUCACAAAUCUGGGGAACCUGAAAGUGUUGGAUUUGUCGGGAAAUAACUUGACCCAUCUGCCCCAGGGGUUGCUUGGGACACAGGCUAAGCUGGAGAAACUCGUGCUGCACUCGAACCAGCUCGUCUCUCUGGACUCGGGGCUGUUGAGUAGCCUGCGUGCCCUGAGGGAGCUGCAGCUGGACAGAAACCACAUCCGCUCCAUCGCCCCGGGGGCCUUCGACCAGCUCCGGAGCCUGAGCUCUUUGACUCUUUCCAGAAACCACCUGGAGUUUCUGCCCUCCGCACUCUUUCUUUAUUCGCACAAUUUGACACUCCUGACCCUGUUCGAGAACCCGCUGGAGGAGCUCCCGAAGGUGCUCUUCGGGGAGCUGGCCGGCCUGCACGAGCUGUGGCUGAACGGCACCCGGCUGCGCACCCUGCCCGCCGCCGCCUUCCGCAACCUGAGCCGCCUGCGGGCGUUGGGGGUGACCGUGAGCCCGCGUCUGAGCGCGCUCCCUGAGGACGCCUUCCGGGGCCUGGGCGAGCUGCGGGAGCUCGCCCUGCACUCCAACGGCCUGGCCGCGCUCCCCGGCGGCUUGCUGCACGGCCUCGGCCGCCUGCGCCGCGUGUCGUUGCGCCACAACCGGGCCCGGGCUCGGCUCGUUGCCGACGGCAGACGCCAAGACCACAGCGUCUUCUGGGGUCUUUAUUUCCUGCUUUUAGCUGCUCAGGCCGUAAUAACGGGGGUCAUUGUGUUUGCUAUGAUUAAACUUGGCGGGCUCUUUCGAAAAUUCAUCAGCGAGCGAGAGCGUGAGGGUACUUUUGGUUGAGUCAGUGGGAUCACCUCCCCCACGAAUUGAAGCGUGGCCAGAGUACGGUCAGAGGUGGGAUUCUCCCAGGAGAAUCCCGACGGGCUGCUGCCGGCUUCCUCUCCCCUCUCCCUCCGCUCCUCUCCUGCCUCCUUCCCUCCCAUCUCCCUCCUCUGUCCCUCUGGUCAGAAGGCAUCUUUACAUUUCUGAAGUGUGCGUGUCUGCCCUUACCGGAUGGAUUGUUCUCUUUAUCUACUUCUGAAAAGCAGAACUCUUCCAGUUCUUUCCCUUGUCCUCUGUCUUCUCGCUGUAUGUGUCACCCGUGGGCUGUUUGGGAAAAGGCUGGGUAUCCUUAUUUUCAGAGGAGGCCUCCCCUGUGAUAGGCUGAGAAAUAAAGAACACAAAACCUUCCCUCCAGGAGCUCAGCCCCCAGGGACUGAAGCCACUAAGGUCGGUGGUCAGGCUGAGGAGCAGGAGGAGACAGCAGGAGGAGGGGACUGGAGCAGAGGUUUCUGGGAGGCGGGGAGCUCACCAGAAGGUCUAAGUGCUUGGGAGUCGGGGUCCUGGAUCUGCCCCCCCACCUCCGUCCCUCUCUGCCCCCAGUGACCAGCGCUCUGCCCACCUGUUUGCACUCUGUUUCUCCUUGCUUCCCACAGGGGUGAAGUGUGUCAUUGUGGCACUGGGUUGGUUUCCAUUUCCUGGCACUAAAUGCUACCUCAUUUCACAAGCAUUUAUGGAACACCUAACAUGUGACGGAUGUUCAUGAAUGUAAUGAUAAGCUUGGUUUCUAGUUUAUUAUGGUGGCAUCACGUUCUCAAUUAGUCUUCCAGCUGACGGCCAUAAAGCUCUUGUUGCUUUAAUUGGAUGUCUGUGCUGGUGACAAGCAGUGGUUUAAACAUGGGCUGGGGGAGUGGACAGUCGCGGUGUCCAAUCCCAGUUCCACCAACUGCAUGGGGCUUUGGGCAGGACACUACACUCCCUUAGCCUCCGUGUCCUGAUGCCUGGGGAGGGAUAAAUAGCACCUGCCCCACAGAGUUUUUGUGAGAAUUAAGGGCAAUAAAGCAUGUGCCGACUUCACCCAGUGCCCUGCAAAGAGGCAAUGCUCAAUAAAUGUUACCUCUUAUUAUUAAAGAGCAGGCAAUUAUUACUGCUGUCAUGAUUGCUGAAGAACUUUGAGUUGGUUUCUUCUCUGUGCCUUUAAAGGUGAGAGCAAACUUUCUCAGAUGGAAGAUUACAUUAAAUCACUUUGUCUUCACCUGGGUCGGUCUCGGCCCUGAGGAGUCAGGCUCUGUGCUCACAGUAUGAAACAGUGGAUCCUCUGAACACCACCAACCAAAAGGAAGGAGGGGCUGAGUUCCUGGCAUUUGUAGGUGUACUUUUCUUUCAAGGCCAAGUUCAACUAGUAAAGCCUUCCAUGACUGCCCAGGCAGACUCAAGUGUUCCCUGCUAUGUUGUGUCCACCUCCCGGGCUACCAGGCACUAAAUCACCCUCCACUCCCCUGUCCGGUCCUGCUCACCCUUCACUCUAGGGGGAGGGUGUUUAUGUGCCCCCUGCACUGUAGGCUCCUCGGCCCGACCUUGGCUUAUUUAUUUCCACUGCUCCAAAAUUUGAAACUUACCUAAAGCAUGAAACCCCGACUUUUUGAUGGAAUGUGGACUCUAGCCCUGACCACUGUGUUCUUGAGCAAGCUGCCCAGCUCUCAAAGCCUCUGUUUCCUCACCUGGAGAGUGAGGAUAUUGGUGGCCCACACCAUUGUUGCGAGGAUGAAGUGAGAUGACCUAAGCCAGACAGCAAAGCCGGUGGCUGGUGCCUGGUGCGUAUGGGGCUCAACAGAAGUUGGCCAUCCUUAUGAUUAGCUCUUUCAGAAGACAGUGUUCUCUCGUGCCUCAGUGCCUUUGCAUAUGUUCCUUCACUCAGAGCUAUUUGUGGAGCACCUCCUCUGUACCAGGAGCCCUUCUAGGUGCAGGGAGAGAGCAAAGCAUAGAGCAGAGUACCGGCUUUACAUUCUGGUGUCCCCCUCCAAUGAAAACAUCUUCAAACAUUCAGAAGAGUAAGGGGAGCGACUCCGGGUACCUCAACCAGCCAGGCUGCUGUAUUUGCUUUAGAUAUUUUCUUUUUAACACAAUAAAAUAUGACAAAGUUGCAAGCGCCUGCCUAUAUAUCUACUCUGUGCUUCUUCCUCUACCCUCCAUAGCGGUGAGCUACUUCGUACAGUUGGUGUUUCACAUUCUUAGUGGUGUUUUUACUUACUCCACGUGCCUACAACCUGGA